Messenger RNA from Paracoccidioides lutzii Pb01, 1596 nucleotides. RefSeq names its product histidyl-tRNA synthetase. The coding region runs from base 1 to 1596 and encodes 531 amino acids. Gene Ontology annotation, cellular component: cytoplasm; mitochondrion. The record is from RefSeq and is a predicted model, not a curated record. Gene Ontology annotation, biological process: mitochondrial translation; histidyl-tRNA aminoacylation. The transcript is spliced from 2 exons. Gene Ontology annotation, molecular function: ATP binding; histidine-tRNA ligase activity.
AUGGGCAAGGAGAAAGUAUCUUUUAAUCUCAAAACGCCCAAGGGCACCAAGGACUGGUUUGGCGCUGACGGCCUCCUCCGCGACCGCAUCUUCAACUCCAUCACCGAAGUUUUCAAACGCCACGGCGCAACCUCCCUAGAUACCCCCGUCUUCGAGCUGCGAGAAAUCCUCGCGGGCAAAUAUGGCGAGGAUUCAAAGCUCAUAUACGACCUGCAGGAUCAGGGAGGAGAGCUCUGCUCGCUCCGCUACGACCUCACCGUCCCCUUCGCCAGAUGGCUCGCCAUGAACCCCAAUAUCCGGAGUAUAAAACGUUACCAUAUCGCCAAGGUAUACCGGCGUGACCAGCCGGCCAUGUCCAAGGGCCGCAUGCGCGAGUUUUAUCAGUGCGAUAUCGACAUUGCUGGGGCAAAUUAUGAUCCAAUGGUCCCUGAUGCGGAGAUACUGAGGAUUGCAACGGAAGUAUUUGAGGGGUUGGGAUGGAAGGGAAGUUAUACUAUCAAAGUGAACCAUCGCAAAAUCCUUGAUGGGCUCUUUGAGGUGUGCGGUGUCCCUAAGGAAAAGAUACGGACUAUCUCGAGUGCUGUCGAUAAGCUUGACAAGCUGCCGUGGGUGGAUGUUCGGAAGGAGAUGGUUGAAGAGAAAGGACUUGAUGGUGCUGUUGCGGAUAAAAUAGAAACGUAUGUGGUCAGAAAAGGAGGGCGUGAACUCCUCCAGUCGCUACAGACAGAUGAGGCUUUGGUUGCCAAUCCGUCUGCCAAAGCCGGCCUGGAGGAGAUGGGACAUCUGAUAGACUAUCUCGAAGCAUUCGAUAUCUUGGAUAAAAUAUCCUUUGAUAUGAGCCUAGCUCGUGGUUUGGAUUAUUAUACAGGCGUCAUUUACGAAGUCGUCACGGAAGGUUCAGCGCCAGCUGAAGUUCCAUCCACAGGCGAAGAAGCUCAGAAAUCCCAAAGGGAAAGUAAAAGCAAAUCUAAGAACGACGACGACGACCGAUCGAAUGACCCAUCGAUAGGAGUGGGGAGCAUCGCAGCCGGCGGUCGAUAUGAUGAGUUAGUUGGCAUGUUCUCGAACAGGGCUCAGAUACCCUGCGUGGGCAUAUCGUUUGGAGUCGAUAGAAUCUUCUCUAUCACCAAAGCUCGUAUGGAACGGGAGAAUACCAACGUGAGUAAGCUCAGCGAAGUGGAUGUCUAUGUUAUGGCGUUUGGCGGGAAGGGCUUCACUGGCCUGCUCAAAGAGAGAAUGGAUGUCGCAAGGAGACUAUGGGAUGCUGGCAUCAAGGCCGAAUUUUCGUAUAAGCGCAAACCCAAGCCACAACAACAAUUCGAAGCAGCUGAGGCCAACGCUGUGCCCUUCGCUGUUAUAGUUGGCGAAGACGAGCUUGCAAAUGGCCAGGUGCGUGUCAAAGAGAUGGGGUUGGAGAAGGGGCAUCCGGAGAAGGACGGCGUCUUGGUUGAUCUGUCGACCUUAGCGGAGGAAGUAAAGGCUCUAUUGGAGCGCAAGAGAGCUGUUGCAGCAGCAGUGGCAGCAGGAAAAAUGUAUAGCGUUGAUGAGACGGUGGUUGCGAAGAAGUUAGAGAAUUUAGAUGUUAAAGGGCGAUAG